GUGCAUUUUUAUUAUGUUACAUAAUGUUUUAUGUUACAUAAGGUUAACAGAUUCUAGAUUAGAUCUGUAGCAAGAAAGACAAGAAGUCCGCGAGAAGUUAAAAGAAGUUGUUAAAAAAAGUUAAUUUCAUAUGAAAGAGCUUAAAAAGUUGUCUAGAAAGCGGUUCUGGAUUCAAGAACGUUUGUAAACAGAUAUGUUAAACUAUCAGCACAUUAUAACCGCUUCCAUCGGUGAUUUUGGUCGAUCUCAAUUCAUUAUCGUUUUCGCAUGCGUUAUGACAAAGUUCUUCUCAGCGUGGUGCAUGCUAAUGAUGGGUUUCGCAGGAGCCAAACCAAACUGGUGGACUCAAACCAUCAGUUAUAAUGCAACUACAAACACUUCAACUACCAUAAAGCAUAUAAAAGAAUGCCCCACGUUUGACAAUCAAACUAUUUAUUUUGAUGACGAUAUCUUUACAAUAGUCAGCGAGUGGAAUCUAGUGUGUGGAAGGGAUUGGAUACCAACUUUAAUCACAACAACGCAAAUGAUUGGUGUACUAGUUGGAGCCGCAGUGAUUGGUCAAUUAGGAGAUUGGAUUGGAAGGAAGAAAUCUUUGGUGUUUGUGGCAGCAAUGGAACUUGUUUGUGUUCUGCUUCUUGGAUUGUCUGUUAACUGGCACAUGAUGACUGCUGCUGCUUUUUUUCUCGGAUUCUCAUUAGGUGGAUACCUAGUGGUUAUCAGUGUGUAUAUGCUGGAAUACAUUGGAACAAAAUGGAGAACACCUAUUGGUUUGAUACCAUCUUGGGCGUUGGGUGUAACGGUUUUAGGAGGAAUGUUUAAACUUUUGCCAAAUUGGAGACAUUUAUGUUACGCCACAGCAGCUCUGGGAAGUCCUUUUGUUUUGUUGCUAAGCUUUUCACCUGAGAGUAUCCGCUGGUUAUUUAUCAAAGGUAAAAAUGAAAAAGCAAAAAGUAUUUUAAAGAAACUUGCGGCAAGAAAUAAGCGUCCUGAUCCUGAUUUUAAAGAAAUAGACAAAGUAUUAGAAGAAAAAACAAAAACAAAUGAAAAUUCGCUUAUACAGUAUAAUUAUUUGACAGUUUUACUGAAAGAUGCAACAAGAAAAAAGGCUUUACUGUUUGCCUUCAUGUGGUUCUCCUGUUCGUUCACAUACUAUGGGCUAACCCUGGGUGUAGGUAACUUAUCCGGCGAUAUUUCCGUUAACAUGUCUUUGAUGGGAUUAGGAGAAACCAUCUGUCUGCUUCUUGUUAAUCCUUUAUCAAAAUAUUUUGGGAGGAAGUAUACAACCUUACUGCUAUUUAUGUGUACGGCUUUUACAUCGUUUGGAAUCACUUUGGCUUAUUUUCUAUCCUCUUCAAAUUUCGAAAAGAUAAUGAAUGUGCUUGCUCUCAUCUCAAGAUUCUUUUUAUCGGGGGCUUGGGGAUCCCUCAUCAUAUAUACAACCGAAUCAUUUCCUACAGUUGUGAGAAGCGCUGCAUUUGGUUUUGUUUCUGUGGUAGCACGUGUCGCUGGAAUCCUUGCCCCUCAAAAUGAAUUUCUAGUCAAAGUUGCUACACAUCUGCCGUUCACAGUGAAUGGUGGACUCGCUCUUAUCAGUGCUUUGUUGUGUUUGCUGCUGGAGAAUACCCACAACCUUGCUAUGGAAGACCAUCUGCCGAAUAAAAAAGGCGAUAAAAUCACUGAAGAAACUUCAUUUACGACAACAAGUGGAAAUUCAUGAAUCGCAAGUUAUACUUCUCAUAGGACUGUUAUUCAAUAGAUUUACACGUUUUAAGUUUUAGAGAUUUUAGAGAUGUUAAUCUGCUCCUAGAAAAGAGUUUUUGUACUUCUAGACCGAUAAUUUUCUAGUUCUUUUUUAAAUAGAAUAAAAACAAAGCGAUAGUUCGAGGGUCAUAGGAGAUAUCCAUUUUUAUGGAAAUUCUUUGAGGACUUAACCUAGAUUGGGUACAAAAGCAUCCUCUGCCUAGUCUCUCCCAGACUAACCAUGGUCGACAAAUAUUUUUGGGAGUGGGGUGGCAGUAUUUUUAUAACAUGUAUUAUAUAAAUAUAAUAUAUUUUUUUAAAAA
This is a messenger RNA of Hydractinia symbiolongicarpus, 2063 nucleotides long. RefSeq names its product solute carrier family 22 member 15-like. The record is from RefSeq and is a predicted model, not a curated record. Gene Ontology annotation, cellular component: membrane. Gene Ontology annotation, biological process: transmembrane transport. Gene Ontology annotation, molecular function: transmembrane transporter activity. Lineage: Eukaryota; Metazoa; Cnidaria; Hydrozoa; Anthoathecata; Hydractiniidae. The transcript has 11 exons. The coding region runs from base 194 to 1717 and encodes 507 amino acids.